AUCUCUGUGAUCUCUGAUACAGGCCAAGUCAAAAUGACAUAACCUAUACAAACACUUCAACCUUUACCCCCUUCCAAACCUUGUGGCUGUAAUCUAUGUUUUCACAAUAUUUAGAGUGUUUUCCGUAAUACCUUCUCAAUAUUGAUCAAACUAAUUCCAUCUCAAUGUCCCUUAAACGUUUGCUGGGCAGAAUAGCUGUUGUCACAGCUUCAACAGAUGGCAUUGGAUUCGCUAUUGCACAGAGAUUAGCUCGAGAAGGGGCAAAGGUUAUUGUCAGUAGCCGAAAAGCUAAAAAUGUUGAAGCAGCAACAGAAAAGUUGUCCCAAGAAGGCCUAAGCGUUACUGGGUUAGUUUGUCAUGUUGGGAAAUCUGAGGAUAGGCGAAAAUUGUUUGAUGAAGCAAAAAAAUUGGGUGGUCUGGAUAUAUUGGUUUCAAAUGCCGCUGUUAAUCCUGAAGUUGGAUCUGUUUUUGAUUGUUCGGAAUCCUCGUGGGAUAAAAUAUUUGAGGUAAACGUAAAGUCUUCAUUUAUGCUAGCCAAAGAAGCUCUUCCACUUCUAAGAGAAAGCAAAGCUGGCAGAAUAAUAUUCAUUUCAUCGAUUGCUGGUUUCCAGCCUUUUUCGUUAUUAGGAGCGUAUUCAGUCAGCAAAACUGCUCUGCUUGGUUUAGUAAAAGCUGGCGCAGGACAUUUGGCAUCAGAAAAUAUUACUGUGAACUCAAUAUGCCCAGGAGUCAUUGAGACCAGAUUCUCUUCAUCUCUGACUGAAGGAGCUGCAGGAGAAAUAGCAUUGUCCCAAAUACCUAUAGGAAGAUUUGGGAAACCACACGACGUUAGUGGCGCUGUGGCCUUUUUAGCUUCAGAUGAUGGAGCAUAUGUUACUGGCGAAAAUCUUGUAAUUGGUGGUGGUAUGGCUUCGAGAUUGUAAAUUCUCUACAUGCAUUAUUUAUAGCAUUAAGUCUGAAGGAUAUUUCUAUAUUUCGUUGAUUUUUAAAUAUAUAUCACGUGAGAUAAAAGUUUCAAAUUUUA
Dendroctonus ponderosae (mountain pine beetle) is the source of this 1024-nucleotide messenger RNA. RefSeq names its product dehydrogenase/reductase SDR family member 4 (gene Dhrs4). The record is from RefSeq and is a predicted model, not a curated record. Lineage: Eukaryota; Metazoa; Arthropoda; Insecta; Coleoptera; Curculionidae. The transcript has 7 exons. Gene Ontology annotation, molecular function: carbonyl reductase (NADPH) activity. The coding region runs from base 165 to 923 and encodes 252 amino acids.